Molecule: messenger RNA, 2980 nt
Organism: Acipenser ruthenus (sterlet)
Lineage: Eukaryota; Metazoa; Chordata; Actinopteri; Acipenseriformes; Acipenseridae
Product: juxtaposed with another zinc finger protein 1-like
Exons: 5
Coding region: 166-897 (243 amino acids)
Cellular component (GO): nucleus
Source: RefSeq, a predicted model, not a curated record
CAGGUAAACAUGACGUCAUGUAUUCUAGUCCUGCUGUGGUCCCUCCCCCUGCUGCUGCUCUAGCCUCAUCUCCCCUGGCUGCUCCGCUCCAGCUGCUGCCGCCGCUGCCUGGCUGCCGGUGCCUCUCUUUCUUAUUCCGUACAGUAUAAUAUUCAAUGUAACACCAUGACAGGCAUUGCCGCUGCCUCUUUCUUCUCCAAUACCUGCAGGUUCGGGGGCUGCGGACUUCAUUUCAUCACUUUGGCCGAGCUCAUCGAGCACAUCGAAGACAACCAUAUCGAUACAGAUCCCAGAGUUUUAGAGAAACAAGAACUACAGCAGCCCACAUAUGUUGCCCUCAGUUACAUCAACAGAUUUAUGACUGAUGCUGCGCGUCGGGAACAAGAAUCCCUGAAGAAGAAGAUGCAGUCAAAGCUCUCCCUGACGCUGUCGAGCAGCGUAUCGCGUGGAAGUGUUUCCACACCUCCUCGCCAUAGCAGCGGCAGCCUUACUCCACCCGUCACACCCCCCAUCACCCCGUCCUCGUCCUUCCGAAGCAGUACUCCUACAGGUAGCGAGUAUGAUGAGGAAGAAGUGGACUUUGAAGAAUCAGAUAGCGAUGAGUCCUGGACCACAGAAAGUGCCAUUAGCUCGGAGUCUAUCCUGAGCUCCAUGUGUAUGAAUGGAGGAGAUGAAAAGCCUUUUGCCUGCCCUGUCCCUGGAUGUAAGAAGAGAUACAAGAAUGUGAAUGGUAUCAAGUACCAUGCUAAGAAUGGUCACAGAACACAGAUGCGUGUGCACAAGCCGUUUAAGUGCCGCUGUGGAAAGAGCUACAAAACUGCUCAGGGGCUCCGGCACCACACCAUCAACUUCCACCCUCCGCUGUCUGCCGAGAUUAUAAGGAAGAUGCAGCAAUAAUGAUGCUGGUCCCAACUGUGCCAACAACCUUCACCAGCAGAUGCUGAUUUUUUUUCAGUACAGCCACCGUAUUACUUUGAGGGCAAGUGUUUUUCAGCCCUUUGGGGAGGGGGAAAAAACAAAACCAAAAAAAAAACAUACACUACAGAUUGAACGCAUGCUUUUAAUUUUUUUUCAUGUAUUUUGGAAUGAUGUAUCUUUGUAGAGUUUGUGUUUUGUACAUUUGCACAUUCAGCUAUCAUACCUAUUUUUCAUUACUUUUGGCAUAAGGUGCUAAUUAUGUAUGUGUGUGUAUGUGUGUGUGUGUGUAUAUAUAUAAAUACAGGUAGUGAACAAAAAAAUGGAAACACCAAUGUAAAGUCACUUAAUAGGACGUUGAGCCACUAUGGUAUCCCGCUCUGUGGAGUUCUCGGCAGACCGUUUUUGAUGAAACUGGCUGCUCAUGCCCUAGGUUGAAAUUUGCAGUCAAUUGAUCUGCAGUUGCUCACCUGUUUUGCCUUGCACUUCAAAUUAAUGCACGGAUAUCACGAUCCUGGAGUAUGCGUUUCAGCCCACUAUUGCCCUUUGCUGAUGAUGUCUUUCCCUAAGGUGAUGUUCCAUGCCAACAUCACCUUAGACACUGUUGCUCGUGAAACAUCAGCAAGUUGAUCUGCCUUGGUCACUGAAGCUCCUGCCAAACGCACCCCAACAAUCACCCCUCUUUCAAAGUCACUAAAAUCUCCUCUUGCAGCCAUGCUAGCCAUAAUUAUAGGCAACCAGGUCUGUCCAGCAUUUUUAUACAUGACCCUAAGCAUGCUGGGAUGUUACUUGCUUAAUUAACGCCUGAGCCACACCUGUGUGGAAGCCCUUGCUUUCAAUAUACUUGGUGUCCCUUAUGUACCCAGGUGUUUACAUUUUUUUGUCCACUACACACACACACACACACACACAUAUAUAUAUAUAUAAAACUAGGACAGUUUCGACUGCAGCUCAGUGGCCCAACACAUGCUCUGCAGGCAGACUAGUAUUUUUGCAGGACAGAAGUCAUGCUGGUUUGAAUAAAGGUUGGUUGAGUUUAAAGAGUUUUAUAGUACUGGGAUAAGUUACAGUAAAGGUCUACAGUACGACAUACUGCGCCACGACAAAAAAGAAAUCAGAACCAUUCACGCUGCCUGCGAUGUGACUGAAAACCGGAUUGGUGGCUAUUUUAACGAUUGUCGUGUGUCAGCUAGGAAACUGACCAAUGAGCACUCAGUGGUCUAUGACAUCACGCGCACCUGCCACCACUGGUGUGAAAGGUUGUGUCGCAGCGAAAUUGUCACAUUAUCGCAGGUCAAGUCGUGUGGGGUCCAGUGUGAAUAGGCCUUUACAGUUGUGUUUAGGGUUAAUAUACAAUGUCUGAAUUUUUUAAUUCAGAUCCCAAUAUUCAUUCCAACACAGUAUCGGAGAGUUGCAAGUAAACACUUAGUUGGAUUAAUCGAAAAAUCUGAAUGUUUGUAAUAUACCAUUGAUAAUUACCUGAUAUAUAAAUAUGUAUAUACUUUCAUAAUCUGAAAAAAAGGAUUCAUUUCCAAGUUUUAUUUUAUGCUGUAUUACACUUUUAAGAAUCCCUUGUGUAUGUUUUAAACUUUGUAAUAAGGCCACUUCAAUAAGAAUAUAGUUAUCUCAUAUAAACUAUGAGGCAUUUCUGUUUAUAUCUAUGCUACAAGCAGAUCUCAGGUCAGUAUCAAUCAGCAUUUGAGGGCCAUGAUCCUUGCCCAAACCACCACAUACAGUAUUUAGAAGUCACUGUUCCAUUUUUUCCCCACUCACUCAACUUGAAAUGCUUUUAAUACCAACUGUAUUUCUGCUACCACUUACAGUGCUCUCUCAUGGAAAAUUGAACUAUUUCUUCAUCACAGCAGAUGAAGUGUUUAAGCACUUUGUAGGUAAACUAUUGCCAAUAGAGUUUUAAAGUGUUGUGUUGCCAAUACUUGUAACCGCUGUACUAGCAUGUGCCUGUGGUUGCAAAAAAAGAAACAAAACCAAGAAAACAAGCAUGUUUUUAUGGAGGCAAAGUAUUUUGUGUCAAAGGAUAUAUAUAUUAUAUAUAUAUAUAUAUAUA